AUGGAGGGGGAAGAAGACAGCUCACGGGCUAUUCCUGGGGCUUCACUUGGAGGCCUCCCGACACCGGCCUCCAGGGCCAGUUUUCGCUUGGGGAGCGUCUUCAAUGGGCAGGAAAUUGGGUGGGACGAUGCAAUCGCGACGAGGAGGCGUGAAGAGGUGCGGGAAUGGGAGUCUCUAGGACCUGGUCCGGUGACGGAGGAGCAAGGAACACGGGGAAAGGAGAAGGACCCGGAUUGGAGGCCGGCUCCGGGGGAGGCGGCCGGCACGAGUGGAGGAUCGGGUGAUGAGGGUUGGGGAGGGAGAGGAGCGGGCCAGGCUGGUGGCAGUGGCGCGCGUGGCAGCGGUGCAGCAGCAAAGAGGCCACGCCCGAGUGGGCCUGUGGGGUCGGGAGCUGGAGGGGCCGGGCCGGCGUCGAAUUCGCAGCCGCAGGGGGCAGCCGCGGGUGGUUCUGAGGGGUCGGGCGCAGCAGGGGCAGGUACCUCCGCCGCUGCGGCAGGUGGUGCACCUUUGGGUGGGUCUACGGGGGCUGGAGCUGCUGCUGUGAUUGCAAGCCAGAGGUCCGACAGGGCGGGCAGGACCCCUACUGACGAGGAGCUGGACCCAUGGACUGAGGAGGUGCUUAGGAAUGCAGAACCCGGCCUGGUUCGUGGCAUGUUCAGUGAGAAGGAUGUGAACGAGGCUAGGAAUUGCAAGAUUUGCAAGAAGAAGAUUAGCUGGAAAGGUAGUUGCACGAGCACGGGGAAGAGACACCUCAAGAGGAGCCACUACCCCAGUCUGCAGAUCUGGUGUCGGCGUUUCAAGGAUCCAAACAAGCCAGACAACCUGACGUUUCCCGAUGGGGGAUGGGGUCCGGAUGUCCCCGACCAGACAACGUGGCCUUGGGAGCAUGCAGCCACGUGGCCCAGGAUUGUACAGACACCAGACAGCGCUGUGCCAGGCGGAUCCGAGGCUGGUGGGAGUAGGCAGAUGAGCAUGGCCGCAUUCGUCACGCCGCGUGUUCAUGGCCAGCAGCUGCGCGAGGGAUUGGUGCUGCUAUUUGCGGCAGCUGACCUUCCGUUUCGACUUGUUGAGUGUCGCGAGUUCAAAGCAUUUGUCCAGAUGCUGAACCCGGGAGCUGCGCUACUGCUCGGCUCACGCCAUCGCUUGGCACGGGACAUGCAGGCAUACGGGGAGGCUGCUCGGGAGGACAUGCGGCAGCUACUGGUGGGUGAUGGCCUGGCGGGAAGGAUGUCCCUCACCUUUGACAUCUGGACCGGUGAGAACAACGUGGCCUUCAUGGGGGUGACUGCCCACUAUGUCACCAGCGAUUUCCAGCUAAAACAGGCUGUUAUAGACUUCAGGGAGCUUAAGGGCUCUCAUACGGGGGACUUGAUAGCCGAUGAGCUGGAGGAGGUGUUGAGGGAGUGGGGCUUGGAGAAGAUGCUGUUCGCCGUGACGUGUGACAACGCCGAGAACAACAGCAGGGCGAUGCGUCUGCUGGCCGGUGUACCUGACGCCAGGCCGGGCUCACGGCCCAGGCACCCACCACUGCUCAGUCGCUGGAGGCACUUCAGGUGCAUGGCGCACGUCGUCAACCUUGCAGUGCAAGCUGCACUGAAGGUUGACGAGGUGGCCGAGCCACUCAAGAGGCUGCGAGACGUGGCGAACUACAUCGGCUGGUCCACACUGCGCACAGAUCGUUUCUUCGAGCUCCAGAAGGGAUACGCGGCGACCCGGCCCCAGGGUCCUCCAGGUUCUCGGCGACCAUCGGGUCCGUUGCGUUUGAUCGUGGACUGCGUGACGAGAUGGGGUUCUACACUCCACAUGGUGAACAGGGGCUUCGAGCUGCGCAUGCCCAUUGCCAUGUUUUUCGACGAUUCAGAUUACAACGCGCUGAUUGAUCUGCAGGAGAAGGCACAGCGCACUCCUGGCAUCUCCCCUCUGCGCUCAUCGCUGAUCACUGCUGCUCUGAGCAAGCUGGAGCGACACAUGGGGGGUGUGAGCGAGGAGGCAGCGAUAGCCACUUUCUUGGACCCGCGCCAGAAGCUCGCGCCCUUCAAGCACCGAGUCAGGGCAGCAGAGGGGAAUUCGAGAGGGACAACACUGGAGCUAGGACCUGAUAGGGUGAAGGCCCUGGUACGAGCGCGCCUUCCAGAGUACCAGGCAGCCAGCACCACGGCGCUGCGAGAUGGUGGGGAGGUGACUAGUGCGAGGGGUGCAGGGGUGCAUGCGUCGGCAGGGGGUGGGGGUGUGGAUGCAUCGGCAAAUGUCAGCAUCCAAUAA
Molecule: messenger RNA, 2262 nt
Organism: Closterium sp. NIES-65
Lineage: Eukaryota; Viridiplantae; Streptophyta; Zygnematophyceae; Desmidiales; Closteriaceae
Source: the annotation of a GenBank genome assembly